AUGAGUUCGUCCAACCUGAUAGUCCGGGGCCUCACGCACGUCAACUACGCCUUUGCUUUUAUCCACCCUACUACCUGGGAGAUUACGACGAUGGAUGCCGCCACUCCCGGGUCCCUUUUCGGUGACAUGGCGGAUCUCAAAAUAGAUAACCCCGAGCUGCAAAUAUAUCUCAGCAUCGGAGGCUGGACAUUUUCUGAUAACAACACCAUCACGCAGCCUAUAUUCGGCAAAAUCUCCCGCGAUUCCGCAAACAGGCUUACCUUUGCUAGUAACCUUCUAAGGUUUCUCAAUACCUAUAAUUUUGACGGCGUUGAUAUCGACUGGGAGUAUCCUGGGGCCGGCGAUAGAGGCGGCGCUGAAGAGGACGUUGCCAACUUUGUGCUCCUCUUCAAGGAUAUCCGAGAGACCUUUAACAAGUCUGGACGCAAAAUUGGGCUUACCUUCACCAUCCCGUCGUCUUUCUGGUAUUUGCGAUGGUUCGACAUGCCCGGGCUUCUCAAGUACGCUGACUGGGCGAACCUGAUGAGUUAUGACUUACAUGGCAUCUGGGACAGCAACAACCCUAUUUGCAAGGCCCCCGGCUGCCCGUUUUCCGGAGGCGCAAAGCCGGGUCCAUGUACCAAGACCAGUGGCUACUUGGCGUACUAUGAGGUUCAAGACAUACUGGAAAAGAAUCCAAAUAUCAAGGUGAUCCACGAUACCCAGGCCGCCGUCAAAUACAUGUCAUGGGAUGACGACCAGUGGAUAUCGUUUGAUGACAAGGAUACAUUUAAGCAAAAGAUUGAGUGGGCUAAUAAGAUUGGGUUUUCUGGAUCAUUGAUAUGGGCCUCGGAUCUAGAUGACUACACGUUCAGCGCCCACUCCGCCCUGACGGGUAAGGACCUCACGCCCAUUGACAGGCCCAAUAAGGGCAAGGACGUCAAAGCAUGGCAGUACGAGAGUGAGCUUAUGGGCAAAUGCUAUCGGCAGGAGGACUGCCGAGACAUGGACAAUCCGCAAGCAUCCGAUUGCGAUGCCGGAUACACGAGCGUGGGAUUCGACGCUAGGAAGUGCAACUGGAAAGAUCAGGAUUGUUUUGCUGCGAAAGCUCUGCUUACACCUCCCUUACAUCGACUUGCCGGUGGACUGGUUGUGGCCAAAAGUGUUCAUCAAGCGAGACUAAGCCUUGGCCUUAGCAGUUUUGAUCUCGAAGACUCGGAUGUCGAGUUCAUGAAACGGAGUUCAGUGGAUGCCCGCGACAACUUGUGGCCAUAUAACGAGAUGUACGAAGACUGGGACGAAUAUGAUGAAGAUGGGUACGAUGAGGGGCGUGAACUUGUCGAGCGGAUGGCUGCCCGGGAUCAUGCCGUUCGUCUGAGAGCGGGCCCGAAAGAAUUCAUUACCCUCACUGUGGCUUCUUACAAGUCGUCUGGAGACUUUAUAAAGUGGAUGGCGAAACAAGCGAGCAAAGGACGUGAUAUUGCUCCCGUUGCCUUUCACAAUUACCGCGGGAAGAACAAAGCGGAUCCGGAGGCUGUUUUCCUCGCGGCUAUAGGCAAGAUUGUGGGCUCCUUCGACUACAUGAACGAUGCUUUCACAAGUUUGGCGAUGCAGGUGAUUGUAUCGACUCUUCGGAGAGAAAUGGGGAUAGGGGAAGAUCUCUUUGGCGUCCGAAAUCUCCGCGCUUUGUGGAGCGAGUUUGAAGUUGACGCAUUCUCCCAUUACCUCAGCAACUCGCAGCGCAAUUUCGCCACUGCCGGAGCUUUUGCUCUAGAUGCUCUCUUGAACUCCAAGCUACCAAACCACCAGCUACAACGCUUGGUAUCCCAGCUGAACCAAAUUCGCGACUUAGCCUACAGGAUCAACUUUGAUAAAUACUAUCCUAAGAACUAG
Parascedosporium putredinis is the source of this 1872-nucleotide messenger RNA. Lineage: Eukaryota; Fungi; Ascomycota; Sordariomycetes; Microascales; Microascaceae. The record is from the annotation of a GenBank genome assembly.